Messenger RNA from Panicum virgatum (switchgrass), 1210 nucleotides. RefSeq names its product pectinesterase inhibitor 9-like. The transcript has a single exon. The record is from RefSeq and is a predicted model, not a curated record. Gene Ontology annotation, molecular function: enzyme inhibitor activity. Gene Ontology annotation, biological process: negative regulation of catalytic activity. NCBI's taxonomy places the organism in Eukaryota, Viridiplantae, Streptophyta, Magnoliopsida, Poales, Poaceae. Bases 148 to 810 code for a protein of 220 amino acids.
UACGUACAGCAGCCAGCCAAUGGGGCGCGAGACCAUAUCCUCUUGCCCCUAUAAAACCCGCGCCCCGUCCACGCAAACUCUGAAACCCGUGCGCCACUCGACCGCUCAUCAUCAGGAGGCAGCGAUCGAGAAACUCGCAGACCGGCCAUGGCACCGCAACGACGUGGCGUCGUGCCGAUGCUGCCGCCGCUUCUUCUCCUGGUGCUCUCUAUGAGCUGGUGUUGCGGCGGCGGCGGCUCCGCGGCGCGGCCAGCACCUUCGUCGUCGUCGCCGGACUCCGUGCCGGGCUUCGUGAGGUCGUGGUGCGCGGCGACGGAGUACCCGGCGCUGUGCGACGCGACGCUGGCGCCGUACGCGGCGGCGGUCGGGUCCAGCCCGGCGCGCCUGUCGUGGGCGGCGCUGACGGUGGCGCUGGGCGGCGCGCGGGCGGCGACGGCCGCGGUGAAGGCGAUGGCGGCCGCGGGCCACCUGGCGCCCUUGGGCGCCGAGGCCGCGCGGGACUGCGUCAGCAUGCUCGGGCGCGCCGAGGACCUGCUGCGGCAGUCCGCGGAUGCCAUGGCGCGGUUCGGGAAGGAGCGGCAGGGCGGGCAGGCCGCGAGCAGCCGGGACGUGCGGUUCCAGGUGGACAGCGUGCAGGCGUGGGCGAGCGCGGCGCUGACGGACGACGACAUGUGCGUGGAGGGGUUCUGGGCGGAGGCCGCGGGCGGCGGCGGCGCGAGGGAGGCCGUGCGCGGGCACGUCGUCGACGUCACGCACCUCACGGUCAAUGCGCUCGGCAUCGUUAACGCCAUGGCCAAGCAGAUGGCCUAAGGGCAAUCCCAACCCCAAAACACUACUUGCAGUUUCUAUACUUGCCAUAUCAUAUAGAUACUACUUAUAGAAAUUACAUCCCCAAUGGAUGGUUUCUUUAAAAAAAUUGCAAUCCAAUCGUAUCUCUUCUCCCUCUUUUCUCCCUCCAAUCCUCUCUUAUUUUGGCUUGUUUUUCGGAUAGAUAUGGUUUCUUGCAGGAGACACAAUUUCUUUAUAGUUUUUCUCUCCUCAUUAACUCUCCUGUCGUCUCAGUUUUUUGCUUACAUAACAACGUAUUUUAUACUAUGGAAACCAGCUGAGUUGGAGAGUUGGGACUGCCUCAAGGAGUUGUGGUUGUUGCCCUCGUGCAUAGGCAUGUGUCGUCGUGUGCCUUGUGCAUAAGUACGUAUAGUAUUGUAUA